AUGAGUAACGUGAAAGUCCUCAUCAAUGAGCCCGUUGAACUUAAGUGCGAAUUCAAACUUGGCGAUCCGAAGGGUUCAAUAACCUGGCUCAAAGAUGGAGUAGUCAUUCGCAGCCAAGUCAAAUACUCAGUCAGCUCUGCUUGGGAGAGACUAGCUAGCCUUAGGAUCAACAGGGCAAAGCUAGAAGAUGCCGGAGUAUUCACAUGCCGGGCAGAAAAUGCAUCUGGAAUCGCGAGCACAAAUUGCCGAUUGGCAGUCAACCAGAAGCCAAGGUUAACUUUAGACUGUGAGCAAACUGCCUGCGAACGUGUCAAGGUGAUUCAAGCAGGUCAGUUAUUGACAGCACAUGCCGGAGGCCGCCUCGUGCUUAAGGCUGUGGCUGAAGCUGUACCUGGUGUUGAGCACUUUCUGUGGAAUCUCAAUGGUCGCCUACUCGGUUCUGAGGCUCGGGGCAAGGAGGAAUCCCGCAUCGUUCUUGAGGAGGAAGAAGUGAGGGACCGUGUAGCCGUGGAACCGUUAGUGUGCAAGUGUCGUCUUGUCAUCAACAACUUGUGCCUCGCUGACGCUGGAGCCUAUGCUGUAGAAGCCAGCAACCAAGAAGGUCAGGCUAACGCCUGCCUUCGUGUUAGCGUUUUCGACCGGCCCCAACCACCUACGGUAGUCCAAAUAGGUAGGGAGCGUGGCAUCGACUGGCUCGACGUGGUCUGGCAGAGGCCUGCCAGUGAUGGAAACUCCAAGAUUAAUCAGUAUUGCGUGGAGAAACGUAUUCUGGGCUUGACAUCAUCCCCGGCAGGACAGACAAGUGCUGCUAGAAUUGGCGAGUGGGUCCCAGUAGGGCAUACAAGCGCCUUCGAGGAUAAAUUUCGUGUAAAAAAUCUCCCGGUCAACACGAUAUACUCCUUCCGAGUGGCAGCGGAGAACGAUUAUGGAGUUGGCGAGUUUGCUGAGAUCGAAUCACCUUAUGAAUUGAAGUCCCUUAUUGGUGAGCAUCAGAUCGGUCUAUCUACUCUAUCUUUACAGGCUAUAUUUGGGCUUCAUUUCUGGUUAGCAUCAUUUUUUUCAUUUUUACAACUUUAUGCUGCGCAUGUUUAUUUUGUUCCUGAUCAGUUUUCCGGUCCAUGCUAA
Molecule: messenger RNA, 1125 nt
Organism: Protopolystoma xenopodis
Lineage: Eukaryota; Metazoa; Platyhelminthes; Monogenea; Polystomatidea; Polystomatidae
Source: the annotation of a GenBank genome assembly